GCAGUGGCAAGGCGACAAGACGAAGGAGGCCUACUGAGUUGAAUAUUUACGAUCUUACAGCAACAUCGAGUCACAUCAAAUGCAGCAACAAAUCUUUUCCAAAGCCCACGAAACGGAAGUUGAGUUGGGAGCAAUGGAGUGUUAGCUAAAGUGGACAUUGAAGACGUGAUAGAAGAUGGACGACUACUGCUGUGCUAAGAUGGCGACGUCCGCUAAAAGAGAACAUGAAAGAGAAUCAGCGCCACCAACUUCCAGCAAAUCACCAACGGAGAUAAAGACGAAAGAUGAAGACGUCCAGCAGCUGAUUGGUCAUCCAGAAAAACUACCCCCUCAGUCAAGGGGGAGCUCCACUUUGAAGCAGAAGACUCCACAGCCACCCCACAUUAAAAAGGAAGAGGAGGAACUCUGGAUCACUCAGGAGGGAGAGUGUCUUCUAGGACCACAGGAGGCUGAUCUCACCAAGUUGCCACUGACUGUUGUCUCUGUGAAGAUUGAAGAUGAUGAAGAGAAACCACAACUAGACAACCUCUUAGCUCCACUCUCAGAUACUGAGGUCGAAGAAUCUUUGAGCAGCAAUACAAACUGUAAAGAUGUCCAGCAGCUGAUCGGUCAUCCAGAAGAACUUCCCUUUCAAUUCGGGGAGAGCUCCACUCUGAAGCUGGACACUCCACAGCCAACCCACUUUGAAAAGGAAGAGGAGGAACUCUGGAUCACUCAGGAGGGAGAGUGUCUUCUAGGACCGCAGGAGGCUGAUCUCACCAAGUUGCCACUGACUGUUGUCUCUGUGAAGACCGAAGAUGAUGAAGAGAAACCACAAGCAGACAACUUCUUAGCUCCACUCUCAGAUAGUGAGACUGAAGACGAGGUUGAAGUAACUAUGAGCAGCGAUACAGACUGUGAAGGUGAUAUGAGGACUCACACUGACACCAAACACUCUAAAAAGAAGAGCGGUACAAAGCCUUUAAGCUGCUCAGUUUGUUCUAAAAUCUUUACUCGAAAGCGAGGUUUGUCUCAACACAUGAGAACACACACCGGAGAAAAAACAUUUGAUUGUUCUGUAUGUGGUAAGAACUUUAGUCAAAAAAACAAUUUGACUCAACACAUGAGAACGCACACAGGAGAAAAACCAUGUACAUGUUCAGUUUGUGGCAAAAGCUUUUCCCAAAAUGGCAAUUUGACUCAACACAUGAGAACACACACUGGAGAAAAACCAUGUAUUUGUUCCGUUUGUGGCAAAAGCUUUUCUCAAAAUGGCAAUUUGACUCAACACAUGAGAACACACACGGGAGACAAACCAUUUAGUUGCUCAGUUUGCGGUAAAAGCUUUUCUCGAAAAGCCAGUUGGACUCAUCACGUAAGAACACACACAGGAGAAAAACCAUUUAAUUGUUCAGUUUGCGGUAAAAGCUUCUCUCGUAAAGGCAAUUGGACGUUACACACGAGAACACACACGGGUGAAAUAACAUUUAAUUGUUCUGUUUGUAGUAAAAGCUUUUUUUAUAGAAGCAAUUUGACAAAGCACAUGAGGACACACACAGGAGAAAAAACAUUUAGUUGUUCAGUUUGUGGUAGAAGCUUUUAUCACAAUAGCAAUUUGACUCUACACAUGAGAACUCACACAGGAGAAAAAACGUUUACUUGUCCUGUUUGUGAUAAAAGCUUUUUUCUAAAAGGCAACGUGACCCAACACAUGAGAACACACACAGGAGAAAAAAUAUUUAAUUGUUCAGUUUGUGGUAAAAACUUUUCAUAUAAGAGCAGUUUGACUCUGCACAUGAGAACACACACAGGUGAAAAACCAUAUUGUUGUUCAGUUUGUGGUAAAAACUUUUCCCAAAAGGUACGUUUGACUCAACACAUGAGAGCGCACACUGGAGAAAAACCAUUUAGUUGUUCAGUCUGUGGCAAAGGAUUCUGUCAUAAUGCACACGCAGUAAGACACAUAAAAACACACACGGGAGAAUAACCGAUCACCUGUUUGGUUUGUGGUAUAUUGCUCAUAUGUAGCGACAUCCACCCAUAUUUAGGAUCUCUUCAAAAAAAGUUCACUGCUUCUUUUACAAAUCUCACAGGGUGUCAUACAAAUCGGUAUUACCGUAUUUUCCGCACUAUAAGGGGCACCGGAUUAUAAGGCGCACCUUCAAUGAAUGGCAUAUUUUAAAACUUUGUUCAUAUAUAAGGCGCGCCGCAUUAUAAGGCGCAUAGAAUAGACGCUAUAGUAGAGGCUGGGGUUACGUUAUGCAUCCAUUAGAUGGAGCUGCGCUAAAGAGAAUGUCAACAAAACAGUCAGAUAGGUCAGUCAAACUUUAUUAAUAGAUUACAAACCAGAGAUCUGACAACUCUGUUCACUCCCAAAAUGAAUAAACAGCUGUUUUAUUAUUUUCCCCGAGGUAAAGUCAGUGACGUGGUGUUUUGUUUAUCUUUUAACAACAGCAAGGUAUACCAUGUAUUGCAACAUUUAUAUCACAUAGUGGAGGGGAACUUUUCCCUGAUUCAAUAAACACGUAAAAAACAGUGACACUGUUACGGUAAAUCAAGCGUUAGUGCAAUCACAAUAUAGUAACACUCGAGAGCAAUAACAAUAUAUCAAUAACUCAACGUUGCUCAAACGUCAAAGUCACACAACACAACACACAAAAUAAACAUGUAAAGCUCACUUUAUGAAGUUAUUUCUCAUCCACGAAUCCCUCGAAUUCUUCUUCUUCAGUGUCCGAAUUAAACAGUUGGGCGAAUACGGCAUCCAACAUGCCCGCCUCCGUCUCGUUGAAGUCGUCAUUAAUGGAGUCAGUGUCGCUGCUGCUGUCUAGCAGUUCAGUGACAAUUCCUGCCUUCCUGAAAGCUCGGACCACAGUUGAGACUGAUAUAUCAGCCCAGGCAUUUACGAUCCACUGGCAGAUAGUGGCGUAUGUCGUCCAUAGGGUUGGGUAUCGUUUGAAUUCGAACGAUUCCGAUUCCGAUUCUUUGUUUCGAUUCCGGUUCCUGACGAUUCUCGGUUCCGAUUCUUUUAAGAGGCAGGGUCAAAAAAAAGUUUAGGAUAUUUUAAAUGAGCUAGCUAACCUACAGCCUUUCUGAAUGAAAUAGUCUGACAUUCUCCAUCAAUUUUAAUUCUAUUAACUUUUUAUGAACUUUACUAUAAAUUCCUCACAGGGCUGUUUUCAACUAGAAUAUAAAUAUCAAAUCUAUGAACUUGAAUAUAAAUAUGAUAAAUUAUGAAUACAUUUUCCCAGGGGUACACUUUCCUCAAGAGAGCUUUAUUUUUGAAAACCUCAUGAAAACACAUUUACACACACAAGUGUAUGAUGCUGCAGGAAACCUCAUGAAAACACAUUUACACACACAAGUGUAUGAUGCUGCAGGUACUUAAACAUGUUACCGUGCUCCCACUGAUGGGCUAACCUGGUGCAGAAAAGCAAAUAAACAAUAAGAAACAACUUGCAAAACCCAGUCCAGAUUAGCAGCAGGUACAGUAUAAAAUCAGAGACAGUUCUUGUUUAGGAAAAUGACCAUAUCCGCCUUCUCAGGCAGGAUGCGUGAGCGUUCUGGACAGAUGGUGUCUCCUGCUGUGGAAAAUACACGUUCGCUGGGUGUGGAAGAAGCUUGAACGCAUAAAUAGGAGAAAGCGAGAUCUGACAGCAAAGGAUAAGUCUUUUGUUGGUUCCACCACCAUGCAGCAGGGUCGUCAGACAUAAGUAUCGGUGGAACGUCCUGGUACAUCUGCAGCUCUCUCUCCACUCGUUUCUUGAUGGACAUGGAGCUCUGUUAUUUCGCGGUUAUUUCAUUUUUUUUUUGUAAAGUAAAGCCACACUUUCGACCGCCGACACCCGCUAUCCAUGCUUGAGCUUGACUGACUCGCUCGGCUAUGCUAACACUUCCGGCGGUGGGCGCUUCUUCGUUGGUGUUCAGCAGCUUCUUCUUCCGGUUCGGCGGACUGGUAUCGAAAAUAGGAAUCGAAAUUUUAACUUUUGAACGAUUCCGGGAGAAUCAAAAAGUUAGUCCCAGUUCCAAUCGAUACUCGAUACCCAACCCUAGUCGUCCGGCGCUGUCUCCCUGUCUUGAUGAACGUGUGUUCGCCUUCUGUCAUCCACUGUUCCCACGCAGUUCGCAUUAUAACUUUGAAUGCCCUGUUGACACCAAUAUCUAGCGGCUGGAGUUCUUUUGUCAAUCCACCCGGAAUGACAGCGAGUGUUGAAUUAGUGUGCGUCACUUGUUUUUUGACACCAUCUGUGAUAUGGGAGCGCAUGGAGUCGUAGAUCAAUAAGGACGGAGCUGUGUGAAAAAAGCCACCCGGUCUCUUCACGUAAAUUUCUCUCAACCACUCGCUCAUCUUUUCUUCAUCCAUCCAUCCCUUCGAGUUAGCUUUGAUGACGACGCCGGCGGGAAAGUUUUCUUUUGGCAAGGUCUUCCUUUUGAAAAUAACCAUUGGUGGAAGUUUCUGGCCAUUAGCCUGGCAAGCGAGAACUACAGUGAAGGACGACUUCUCAUUCCCUGUGGUGCGAAUAUUUACCGUACGUGCUCCCGUUUUAUCCACGGUGCGGUUCACGGGAAUAUCAGAGGUGAGUGGAACCUCGUCCAUGUUGAUGAUGUGCUCUGGCCGGAUCUUUUUUUCAGUAAUCUGGUUUUUGCAAUAUGCGCGGAAAGUGGCCAACUUUUCUUGGAAGUCUUUUGGCUGUUGCUGUGAAACAAUAGUUUGUGUGCGGAUGGAGAGAUUACGUCUUUUCAUAAACCGAAAGCACCAAGAAGCAGAGCCUUUAAAAUCAUCCAUGUUAAGUUCGCUUGCUAGCGCUGUUGCCUUCAUUCGAAUAGUGAUUGUACUGACACUUCUACUUGCUGCUCUCUGCUCAACAACCCACUGUUCCAGUUUGUCCUCCAACUGUAGCCAUCUCGCUUUGUUCCCUUGGAAACUCUGUUUAGUCUUCUUUACUUGGCGCAGGUCAUCUUGUUGCUUCCUCCACUUCCGCACCAUUGAUUCGUUAAUGUUAAAUUCUCUCGCUGCUGCUCUAUUCCCGUGUUGUACUGCGUGACUGAUUGCCUUGAGUUUGAACUCUGCGUCGUAAGCGUGUCUCUUAAUAGGAGCCAUUUUGGGGUCUUUACAUAAACAAACAAAUGGCAAUGAAACGGCAAGCCUCGCGCAGUCAUAUAUCCCAGCAUGCACCGCGCGCUUCUUCUUCUACGGGGGAAAAUGAAGACGGGGGAAAAUGAAGUCGACGGCUGCUUACCGUAGUUGCAAUCGAUUGAUUGAUGGAAACUUUUACCUGUUGGAGGCUCAAUAUUGGUCCAUAUAUAAGGCGCACCGGAUUAUAGGGCUCACACAAAAGUUGGAGGUUUUUAGGUGCGCCUUAUAGUGCGGAAAAUACGGUACCUGGUGUAUACUCUUAUAUCAUCACCCCAUGUCUUCUGUUUAUCUGAAACUUUACUGAAUAUUAAGAUUGAUGAUACUUGGUUUCGUACCGUGACGCAGACAAAGCAGAGACAGGGCGAUAUCACAAGUGUCAGCACAUUUGCAUUUAAUUAAUAGUCAUAUAUUGUGUCUAACUGGGGCUGUUGAGAUUACCCCCUUCCCUCAGUGAUGUAACCAGGGACCUCCCAAAUAAUUUUAGAGUGUAGUUUGGAUCUGUAAGUAGAGUACAGCCCAAUAACGUCUCGCCUCAUUGAGCAAAAUGUAACUCUGUCUCUGCAUGAUUCCUUGCUUCUUGUCUGUUUAAUAAUUGGCAUCAGUGUUUGAACCUGACAGAUAAGGCCUUCUCCACAGAAAGGGAUUAUGUCAUACGCCUACGCGGACAGUACGGCGCCCUCAAGGUGAAAACAAAGAGUUUACUAGCGGACAUAAGAUUAAAAGCCUAAAGUGUUCACAUGGGAAAAUAUUAGCUGCUUUGAACAUGACUAUUAUUAUUAUUAUUAGCCUUUAUUUAACCAGGUAAAAUCCCAUUGAGAUCAAAGAUCUCUUUUCCAAGGGAGACCUGGCCAAGAGGGCAGCAGCAAGGUUACAUUAAAAACAGUAAACAAAUACAUAAAACAUCACAUUUACGACAUUAAAACUUGCUCACAUAACACAUGUGCAUACAGACAAGGUAGACUGCAGUCCUUUCACAGAAGCUUUAAACUCAUUCAACGUAACAAGGGUUUGAAGUUUAAUAUUCGAUUGUAGGUUAUUCCAAGCCUUCGCUGCUGAAAACCUAAAUGCUUUCUUGCCCAGUUCAGUUCUUACUUUGGGGACGACAAAUUGCAGAACAUUCAUUGAACGAAGAUUGUGACUUCCUUGUUUCUUUGUUAAAAGACAAGACAGAUAAGAUGGAGUGAUACCCAGAAUGGUUUUGUAGAUGAAAACAUACCAAUGAUUGAGGCGUCGAGCACAUAAAGAUGUCCAGUUAACCAUUGAGUAUAAUACGCAAUGGUGAGUAAGGGGAGCGCAGUUGGUGAUAAAUGUCAGUGCACCGUGGUACACACUAUCCAGCUUGUGGAGACAACCAGCAGUAGCAUUCAUGUACAACACAUCUCCAUAGUCAAUAACAGGUAAGAAGGUUGUUUCCACCAAUUUCUGUUUCACAGUAAAAGAAAAGCAAGACUUGUUUCUAUAAUAAAAUCCCAGUAAAAGUUUCAGUUUUUUUUACAACAUACUGAAUGUGCUUCUUAAAACUCAAGUGGUCAUCAAUUAAAAAUCCUAAAUAUUUAAAAGCACAUACUAACAUAAUUUGUUGCCCAUUUCUUGUUAAAAUGUUCUCACACAGUGCUGAUCUUACAGUUUUUGAUGUGGUAAAGAACAUACACUUUGUUAUAUAGAUUAUAACUAUAGAUUAGGAAAGAAUACUUAAGAAUUAGAGAUGUCCGAUAAUAUCGGACUGCCGAUAUUAUCGGCCGAUAAAUGCUUUAAAAUGUGAUAUCGGAAAUUAUCGGUAUCGGUUUCAAAAAGUCAAAUGUAUGACUUUUUAAAACGCCGCUGUGUAUACAGACGUAGGGAGAAGUACAGAGCGCCAAUAAACCUUAAAGGCACUGCCUUUGCGUGCCGGCCCAAUCACAUAAUAUUUACGGCUUUUCACACACACAAGUGAAUGCAAGGCAUACUUGGUCAACAGUGUUGGGUUGACUAGCAUUCCUCCAAUGGGGAAUUCAAAUUGCUAGUCUCUCCCAGAUUCUUUUUAUGGCAAUAAGCUGAUGUUUAUAUUCAAUCACCAGGCAGAAGUUGGUAUUUUGUGGUUUAUUCUCCAAGCUUAGAGGACAAACGUGAGACCAAUCUCGUACACCAGCGUUCCCUCGCCCGGUCUAGCUCGGUCUCCCCUCAAACCCCCGGAAGUCCCGUGAUCUUCCCUCUGUCCCUCGCCCCCACUCCCGUUGUUUAGACUACUCCGAGUUUUCUCUACUCUGACACAUUCCAAUCUAGAAGGCCGACACCUUACUAUGAGACUCAAAAGAAGGAAGAAUACUAGCUAUUCGUUAUAUGACUAUAGGAGUUUAGAAAGAAAUAACACUUAAAUAUGGAUAUGAUUCUGAUCUGCUUCCAACAACAGCCAUACAGGUCACACUGAGGGUGGGUCUCUCAGAGCAUGUCCCAAAAUCCAAGCUGCUGUUUUGAGGCAUGUUAAAAAAAAUAAUGCACUUUGUGACUUCAAUAAUAAAUAUGGCAGUGCCAUGUUGGCAUUUUUUUCCAUAACUUGAGUUGAUUUAUUUUGGGAAAACCUUGUUACAUUGUUUAAUGCAUCCAGCGGGGCAUCACAACAAAAUUAGGCACAAUAAUGUGUUAAUUCCACGACUGUAUAUCGGUAUCGGUUAAUAUCGGAAUUGGUAAUUAAGAGUUGGACAAUAUCGGAUAUCGGCAAAAAAGCCAUUAUCGGACAUCUCUAUUAAGAAUAUAUGCAGGAACCUUCCAAAAAUGCCCCCGAGCUGGCAGGAACUAAAAAUAGUUCCUCAAGGACAAAAUCUACCUGCGUAGUGUUUGGUGGAAACACGGGGGGAACUUUAUUUACCCAGGUAAAUGGGAAAGUUCCUGCAGUGCAAAAGGGCAAAUGUAAAACAAAAACCUAGAACAAAAUUUGUUUGUACUGAAACCUUUCACCUUUGACCUGAAAAAGGUCUUAGCGCAGGUGUUUGCGUACACAAGGCUUCUUCUGUCAACAACAACAACAACAUACUGUAGAGAGCACAUUCUGUGUUUGCUACCACUAAUCAUGGCAGACAUUGUGAGAGCCUUGAAGCGUUAGCACGUAGCACUAUUGCCAAACGUUUCAAAUAACAACAUAAAACUGACUGGUUUCAGCACUUGUGCUGUCCUUCACCUGGCAAAUUUUGAAUAAUCCUCAUUGUAGAGGUUGCCCUCUAGUGGGUUCCUCGGACCACCACACACUGCCACGAGAGUCCGGAUGUCAGGUUACAACACUGUUUUGUUUUCAUUAAAUAGUGCAAGGCUUUUGCUUUCUAGCAAGAUGUCUUUGCUGAGUCCGUCUCUCUCUCUCUCUGGCUCCCACUCCAACGCCGAGUCUCGUCCCGGCUGCUGCUAAUAAAGGCGACAGGUGAUUAGAUAACAAGGCCCACCUUGGCCAUCCACUCACCUGUCGCUGUCUUCGAGGCCGGUACUUGCACACCCCGUUCCGCGGCAGGCCCGCAGGCCACGCCCCCUUCCACACUCAUAUUUUAAAUGUCGUCGCUGAGUCCUCCUGGUGAUGCCGCGUUCCAUUUGUUAAGAUCAAGCCCCGGUGCGGAUUUUGAGCCUUGCGUUUCUCGACCAACUCUUGGCUUGGUGCCACAAUCUUCUACUAUUCAGAUGACGAGAGGCAUGAUUUAUAACUUACAGCAUUAAACUUUACAAGUAGAUGGUCAACUAGCCGGGAUUACUCUAGCUAGUGUCCCGGAGGAGCAGUGCGAGCAUGGCCCUGUGUCACUACGCCAAAGAAGUAGUUCCUCUGUGUUAGCACUUACAAUAACAAUGUCUCUAUAACUUGGUUAAUACGCAGGACACGCAUGUAAAUUGAGUUUUGUCGGCCACUUUUGGAUGCUUUACAGGGCUCUAUAGGCAGAAUAGAUGACUCCCCAUUAUCUGCUUUGUUUGCACCUCAUAUUAGCAGUUUUUUACUAUUUAGAACAGACAGAUUGUGGAUGAUGGGCAUGAAUCCAAAAGUGCAGUUUUCCUUUACAGCACUCUGAGUAAACUCCUUAAAUUCUUCUGUUUGCAGGCAAAUAGUCUUUCUUAAACUGCGUAACCUAGAGUCUGUCCCCCUUUCAGAUGGCGAGAAACAUUCAAUAUUUUUUAUUGUUUUUGUUACCUUUUCAGCAGAGCCAAUGUGUGUGUAUUUCAAAGGGGAAGUGGCAAAUGUACGAGACAGAUAUAUUCAAAAAAUAUCUGAAUAUGCAGGAGUGGAUCCUUGCACUCUUAAUAAGAAAUACACACCAUUUAAAAGCCAAAACAAAAUGACCACACAUCCUUUCUAACUCGUAAUUAAUAGAAGCACAAUGUAUGGAAGCACAUCAUUUCUUACCAUCUGUAUGGGUUCAAUGUUAAUAAAAUGCGUUAGGAAUUCUGAAAAAAUCUUCUACCAAAAUCCAUAGUGGAAACAUUUUCACAUCUUUUUUCACUCUGCUUUAAUUUGGCUUCUUGCUAGAAUACACUUGUUUGCCCCACAAAAUGUUCGAGGCCUCAAGCACACGAUGCACUCUUUAACCAAGUUUUAUUUUGGAAAAAAAAAAAAGAAGAUGAAUCAAUAAAAAGCCCUGAUAUAAUUUCCUCAGCAGAAAAACAUUAAAUAUUAUUCUGGCUUCCGAAGAGCCUUUUUUAAAUUUUUUUGUGUUGAAAUAUCAUUUUCUUUCCUUUUAUGGAAUUAUUUUGGUUUAUGUGACGUCAUGUGGGUUCACUUCCUGUUGUAUGUAGACACGUCAUGUAUGGAUCUUCAUAUUUACCUUUACUGUAUAGUAGUUGUGUUUGAAUAUUAUUGCCUGAAUAGUAAUGAUAGUCUUGCAUUCAGUGAAUACAUUUUUGUUAUGACCACUUUUUAAACAUGUAUAAAACUUUUGUUGUUGUUGUUAUGAUCACUUUGUUGCCUUCUUGAAAGACUGCUUUUGCUGUAUGUUUUUUUUUGUUUUAUGCAUGUUGUCAUUGAAAUAAAGAUGAAGUUUAAAAAGUCUUCAUAUUUAUCACUCUAUUCUAAGAACGCACCGCCUGUGUCUUCAAUGUGUACAAUUAAAUA
Entelurus aequoreus (snake pipefish) is the source of this 10169-nucleotide messenger RNA. RefSeq names its product gastrula zinc finger protein XlCGF57.1-like. Lineage: Eukaryota; Metazoa; Chordata; Actinopteri; Syngnathiformes; Syngnathidae. Gene Ontology annotation, molecular function: RNA polymerase II cis-regulatory region sequence-specific DNA binding; DNA-binding transcription factor activity, RNA polymerase II-specific. The transcript has 3 exons. The record is from RefSeq and is a predicted model, not a curated record. The coding region runs from base 176 to 1966 and encodes 596 amino acids. Gene Ontology annotation, biological process: regulation of transcription by RNA polymerase II.